CACACCCUCCCGGCUGCCCCCACGCUCCUGCCUGCAGAGUUUUCCGUCCAGUGUCGGAGUAACAUCGUAAACGAGGACCACCUGACGGUUAAGUCCGGACUAAAUGGAAGCAGCGGAGAAAACUCUCACUUACCGAGAUGACACCGGACUUCACAGCAACAAGCUGCUCAAACAUGUUAAAAAGAAGGAGGACGGCAAGGACCAGCACACGGAGACAAAAAGCGAAGAGUCCAAUUAUGUGGAUCUGGACAUGAGACCCGACGGGCCGAAGACGGUGAAAGUGACUUUCACCGGAGAGGGGAACCAGCUGUCUGUGAUCAAAUCGGACAGCUCGAAGCAGGAGGAGAGCAAAACCUCCUCUACCGAGUCCCCGCUGGAAACCCUGACCAAACUCCCCACCGCGGACCCGGACUCAGGGAGCGAGAAGCAGACUGAGUUGGACUCCAGCGAGUGCAGCGACAGCGGCGAGCUGCGCUACACCGACAUGUGUCUGAACGGCAAGAGCGACGCCGAGCUGUCCGAGUCCCACUACAUCACCACGCACGAGAUCCAGCUCACCGAGCUCGACCACGACGUGGACUACGACCUUGGCCGCGGGACCCGCUGGGAAUUUGAGGACGGCAACCUGGUCUACGCCUUUGUGGAUUACGCCUCUUUCGAGAGCGACGACAUCCAGGAGGGCACCCUGAUCGUGGAGCGCGGCCGGAGCCAGCCGAAGGCGCAGUCUAAUCUUAGCGGAGCGGCUGUCAGCACCGAGCAGGAGGAGAGUGAUCUGUGCGCCAGUUCGGAUGAGAGCCUGUGCAGAACCCAGAGCGGCGGUGACCCGUCUGCGGGGAAGAUCCACCUGUCGAUUAAAACCUCCUCCAGGGCUGUGAACGACCCCGCAGGCGUGUUUGACAAUAGCGCGCAGUGGCGCGCCAAACACCUUGGAGAUGGGAGCCAUUACUCCUUUGUGAACCCUGGCGCCAGAGCGGGGCCCCUGUGCGAUAGGGGUCAAUAUUUCAUCCCGGCUCCGGGCCGUCAACACCUUGCAACCAAACUGAGACGGAAAGAUAUUAAUGAGUAUUCCAGCGGAGCGUCCAGCUCUUUUAGUGAGCUGGACGACGCUGAUAAAGAGGUGCGUAACCUAACCGCCAAGUCUUUCCGAAGCCUGGCAUGUCCAUACUUUGAUGCCAUCAAUCUUAGCACUUCCAGUGAGUCAUCCGUGUCAGAAUAUGGCCUGAAUAAGUGGUCAGCUUAUGUGGACUGGAAUUAUGGAAAUAUUACACACAACACCUCCAGUGCAACACUGGAAAUGAAUAAGACUGUGCAGGACAGCAAGAGGAACAACAGAUGCAAAACUGGCAUGAACGAUCAACAGACAAGAAUCUGCGCCCUGAACAAGAGAAUUACUUCACAGCAGACAACGUCUUCAGGCAGAACGCUUCAAAUGCAGGAACAGUCAGCACAGCAAGGGGUCACACUAAAUUUUCACUGUAAUGUUGAAUCCAGAACUCCCCGGGGCCCAAAGUGCUUCCAAAAGGAUCGACCCAAUGAAAUGUUGGCCAGAUCGGGGUGUGAGAUGCAGUAUCGUCGCACAGAGAGCUCGGGGGACACACACAAGAGGGCUAUUUUUGCCUCGAGUCUGCUGAAAAAUGUCAUUUCCAAAAAAAUGCAGUUUGAACAGGAACGCAAAAUGGAGAGGGGAGAAAUAUCAGACACUUACCCCUCAGGCUCCCCCUGCGUUCACUUUAGAGAUCUGGAGGGCGUGAAGGAGAGGAGCGAGAGCAGAGGCUUGCAGGGACAGACCUCAGAAUUAGGAAACUCCGUGAACUCGCCUGAAGAUCACAGAUCCAGAUCCAGUUCCUGUGGGCCUGCAGAGGAGACACAGGGUGACAGAAAGGCUGCCGAUUCUUCAGGAGAGCAUCAGGAAACACCACAGAAGCCGCAGUCCGGGAAGGAGGCAGAGGCAGCAAGAGAAGGACUGGACUCCAGCAGCGUUCUGACGAAGCUUCUGUUUGUUCCAAACUGCCAGCUUCUUUCAAAAGACGGAAACCUGGCAGAGGAUUUAACCCCCAACACACCCGGCACAGGUGCAAAGACAUGCGAGAAAGACCUGCAAAAGUCGGAUGAUAAAAAUGCAGAAAGUAAAGAAAAACAUGAGAGGGUGGGAAAAGCACCCGAGAUCAAAAUCUGCCUGAGAAACGUGAAAGAAAACAAAGGCUGCACUCUGAAUAUUGCAAAUCUCCUAACACCCAAAAUCAGUAACAGCAUCAACAAAUACAGGGCAGCGGACAAUGGCAGGUGUCAUAUUUUAUCCUCAGGAGACAAGGCUCCGAGUUUCACCGUCAGAGACAUCAGGGACACAAAGUGCAAAUUUCAGACACCAAUAUAUCACGUCAGGGAUGUGCGUAAGCUAGUGAAAAGCUCGUAUCGUUUUGUCUCUUUGAACAGAAGUGACCGGAGAUGUUCCACGGUGGCCGAGGAGAAAACCAAAGUGGAUCCAGAAAAACCAUCCUCCAUUGUGAUCAAAUGCAACUCUGUUAAAACAAACAUUAAACCAGAGACAGACGACACAACACGGGCACAAGUGGAGGUAGGCACCAUGCCUGACACCUCCUGUAGAGUUCCCACUCUUACGGCAAGACAAGGAAAUUCCGAUCACCCUGAGGCGCAUCAAAAUCUUGAGGCCAAACUGGAAAAACAGAGACAGGAUAGGUUCACUGGGGAGACAAACGAAAGGAGAAAUGACCCCGCAAUGCCAAAACAGGAUGCCCUAGAAAAGCUCAAGGCUGCAGUUAAAACCAUGGAGCAGCUUUAUGUUUUUGACAGGAAUGAAUGGAAGCGUAAAACCCAAGCCUCUCGCCCGGUCGCAGACAGCCACGUGCUGCCGCGCCUCACCGUUCAGGGUCAGGCAGCUGCAGAUGAGCAGGAGGUGAAAAACAGUGGCAGGACACCUCAGUCUCUCACCGACGGCAAAGAAGUUCAGAAAAGCCAAGGAGCUAGAAGAUCUCUGAAUAUCAUCCAUGUUCCAUACAACCAUGACACUUUUAAAACACAAUCGCAGCAAAGUAAAAUCUUCACCAACAAAAGCGUCCUGCAUUUUGCCAAUAAGAAACACAGCAGCUUAAUUGAGCAAGAUUCUGCUUUGCAAGCGUCCUCUGUUGUGAGAAGCUCCAAAACGUCGGCGAUUAAACCAGCGUCUGUAAAACUGGUGGAGCAGGACAAGGCCAAAUCCAGUUUCACAGAUCCCACCACUACAAGGGGUUUCCUGGACUCUGAGAAUUACCUAACCAUGCCAGGGAUUGGCUGCAUGAAUGAAACCAAGCUGCUCAGUCAGAAGGGUGAUAUCAAGGUGCCAGAGCAAAACAUGUCACAUGUAAUCAUGGACUGUCCAUCUGCAACUAUCUACCAUCUUCCAACAGCAGCGACAAGUCCUCAAAAUCAGCAGCAGGUGUUACGCUUCUCCCCGUCCAUCAAUAUGUCCCCAACACCCCCUGGAGGAGAAAUGGUCCCUCAAACCCAACGCAAGAUGCUCUUGGACCCCACAACUGGACAUUAUUACCUGGUGGACACUCCCAUACUGGCCACCACCAAGAGACUUUUCGAUCCAGAGACAGGCCAGUACGUGGAUGUCCCCGUGCCUCACUCACCCAUCGCGUCCGUCACACCCGUACCUUUUUCGCUACCCCCCCUAGCUCUCGCCCCCACCUACGUGGUCUACCCAGGCUUCAUCUCUCCUACGUUGGCAGCCCAGGCGGUGGUGCCGCAGUCCCCCUGUCACUCAGAGGAUGCAGCAGGAGAAAGAAUCAAAAGUAAUCCAAUGAGCCCAGGUACAGAGAAGGCUUACUACAGCGCGACGGCAGAGGCUCAGCAGGGGCCGCUUCAUCUGCCGCUGAGUUUGGGACACGUGUCCACUAAAGGAGGGCCUGGAAGCUCUGACAAAAAGGCACUUAUCAGCAUCACAACACAGCAGGGUCCAAGAAUCAUCGCUCCACCCUCGUUUGAUGGGAAAACUAUGAGCUUUGUGGUUGAGCAUCGGUGACCAAGAGGACUUCUCUUCAUAAAUAUAGCUCUGCUGAGGAAUCCGCCUUCAUUCACUGUAAGUGGACUUUUCAUCCUGUGACCCGCUCUCUGGACAACUUCCACCAUCAGCCCUUCACCUGUGUCUCUCUGUUCUGCUGUUUGUUUUUGUUUUUGUGUUGUUGUUUUUUUUCUGUAUGCAUUGUAGCACUUUAUAGAUAUGAAUCGUAGAGAUACUUUCCAUUCAGGUGCUGUGUAGAUUGGUCUGUAUUUAAAUGCCAUGUGUGCCCUGCGGUCUAUUCAAAAGGAAACAAGACAGUUCUGUCGCAAUAAAGUGUUAUAUACUGCCAAUCUGUUUUAUUCAGACGUUAAUGGUAAUAUGUAUUUAAGGUUAGACUGUGUUUAUUUGAUAAAACACAAUAUACUCACAGGAGUUAAAUUUAUGUACAUAAAAAAAUAAAAAGUAGCAUCAUUAAAGUCAGAAUGUUUGUUUCUAGAACAUCAUAGUCUCGUGUCACCUGACUGAGUCUGAUGAUUGACAAUACAUACUAGAUAUGCUAUUAUUUACUAUCUAGGCCAUAAAGUCAUGGCUUUUGAUAGAGGUAUCAUAAAGGUAUAACUUAAUACAAGCCAAAUUUAUUGUCGAGACACAUUUGUUUGCUAGCUUGUGCUCUCAUCACUAUUUUAUUGACAGUUUUCUAAAAACAUAACUAAACUGAAAAGUUUAUGAUUUCAUCAGAGAAACUGUAGCAAACUGAAAGUUAAAUUGUUACAUUUGUCUCUUCCUGGUCGAUCCGUUAUUGAAGGUCACAAGGGGAACAGAGUCAAUCAGGAAUUCAAAACAAUUUUUCUGGGGUUUGACAUUAUUGAAAUCCUGGAGCGAUCACAUGUUGUGUUGCCUUAAUGUAUUUACUGUGACUUAGAAAUAAAUCAUUUGUGUUUUUGUUAAGGAUAUUCUAAAUGAAGUAGAAAUUGUCCAUUUGAAUGUGGCUUAAAUAAAACAUAUAAGUUUAGGUAUUUAUUAUCAAAAUUCUAAUUAUUUUUGGAAUAACUAAAAUCAUUAGAUUUGCUGGUGUGUGCAUUUAAUGUGAACGUUGGGGUGUUUGGAAAGUGCACCAGAAGCCAUUAGUGGUGUAUCAUUAGUGGUGGUUUGAGGCAAAUAGGGGAAAAUUAACUAUUUGAAAGCCAACGGCUGACAACUCUAAUGUUGGGUAGGGUGGCUUGACAUAACACAUUUCUGAGAUUUGAGCUUUAACUAAUGAAUGAUGACUAUAACACUAAGCACCAGUUUAAUCUCAUGAAGAUAAUAAAUUAAGGAUAAGCUUAAUCAUCCUUCAAAAUCCGGGCUUUCAAGAUUAAGAGAGGCUGCUGUUAGAGUUUGUUUCUUUAGGUUGAUGUUGACUGCGCACAGAUAUAAUUGUAUAUAUGUGCAACAAUUAUUACUUUUUUAUGUGACACAAUGGUAUAAUGCAGACAUGGUAAGUUAUUUUAUUGAGCUGAGUAGCUUUAAGCAAAUCAUCUCUCUCUGUUGGCUCAUAUAUAUAGAUAAAUAUAAUUCUGACCUAUCAAUAAUAUCUAUUGGGCUCUUGUUCAGAUUCCUGUGGAGGCAUUCCUGACACAUCCAAGUAGAAAAAAAAAAAAAAAAGAUCACAGGAUGGGCCCAGAAUACUCUGAAGGAGUUACAUACCCUGUCCUGCACUGGAAUGUCUCAAGGUCCUCCAGGAAAAACUGGAAAUGUUGCUAAAUGGAGAGAGUCAUGCUAGCUACCUGGACCAGCAGAGAGGGGGAAAAGUUCGUAUUAGCGCAUGCUAAUACAGUAUCAGUAUGCCAAAGUGUAAAAUGAACUUUGAAUCCCCCAAAAAGUAAUGACCGCAAAGUCUAAAUAGAUUUGGACUUAUUAGAGUUGUCUUAAUAAAAGAUGAGCUCAUGUGGAUUACUUCUGGGUAAAAACUACUUUCAACAGAGUAGUUCUGCGUUUUUAAAAAAAGGAUAUAAAUACUUGUGAUUUUUCACACUUAUCUGAGGAAAGGGACCAUUUAACUUUACUGAAUGUUGAAUCACUCCAGACCUUCCGCUGCAGUGUGUCUGGUCCAUUACAUGUGUAAAAUCAAGUAAAUAACAGUCAUAUCAAAAGAAUCUGGUUUUCCUUUGUGUGCUAACACUAAACCCUUCCACAGUAGCUUUUUGAUAUCAAUCAGCUUUCCUGCUGACAUCAACUCCUCGUUGCGUCCUGUGAAAUGCGUCUCAAUGCCCACCAGCAUGAUGUGUAAAUGAAGUGUUUUAUUAUUAAUAUUAUUAUUAUUAAUAUUAUUUCCUUAAUGCACUUGUUUUUACUAGUGAGGUGAGAGGAGUAACACUAUGCAUGUUGCUCAGAUGAAAACGGAGCUCCGACUCAGAUUUAGCACUGAGCUCAGGUCACUAUAAGUAGUAUUGGGCCUAAUGAGUCGGAGCCAACUGAGACAUUUACAGGAUAACUUCCUCUAUUUGUCUUGGUUCGGUUUACACUUUUGUGUAAUGAGAUGGGAGCGGGUCUGCUUGCGUCUGAAUGUGUCCGUGUUCGUGGCCGUGAGCUAUGCGUGGCAUUCGAGCAUUCUGUGAGCACAACGAGGAGUUGCGUUACUCCCCUGCAAACAGGAUCACACAGAGUGUACAUGUGUGAAGCGUGUCUCUUUACGAUUAGCACACACAACGUAAUACCAGGUUCUAAAGACGCUUUUGAGUGAGCUGUUUGGUGCAAAACUGUACUUGGAAUUACUAUCCAAAAUGAAUUUAUGCCCCCCCCCCAUUUGAUUCUGUCUUUUUUGAUAUUUGAACAAUAAUAUUUUGAUUUUUUAAAUAUAUUUUCUGUCCUGUUUCCCACUGAAUAGGCAGCAGGGCCUCAUUGGUCUUUGUGUUAACAUGAACCAGCAUCCCUCUGAGCAUAAUACCAGCUGUAGAUUUGCUAUUUGCAGAAUGUGUCAAAACAAAGCACAAACUAAAAGGUAUUUGGAGCUGCUGGUCAGUCUACUUACCUCCAUUUAAAAAUACAUAUCAUUUCCCCAUCUCGCGCCUUAAAAGUUUAUUUUACUAAGAUCAGUCCAGGUUUUGAACACAUUUUGUUAACUUUUCUGAAGGGUUUGCUUUCAAGAGCCUAAUUGACAGUGCAAUGGUUGAUUCAAUUUGAGGCGCAUUGUAGCCUGAAGCUGUUGGGAACAGUUUAAAUCAAGCUGCCGAGACCUAAACAACACGUGAGAAAAUGAACACAGAUCACCUGAAAACUUGACACAGUGUUUCCAGCGUUGGAUGACUGAAAGAAAAAAAAAUUGAAUUUCUCUAAUAUUUUACCUAAUAUUUAGUUUCUAAUAAAAAUUUCUCUUUUUAUUCUUAUUUUACUGGAACAUGUGAAAUUUGAAAUGUACAUUUUAUUUCAUUCUAUUUUCUAAAUAAUUGCACAUGGGCGGUCACCAAAAAUGACAGCACUAAAUGUAAAUGGCUGUAACCGUGGGUGACAAAAGCACUAUUGAGACAUUUUUAUGUACCAUUUUUUAUUCUUUACAUAAAGAAUAAGAUGCAGGUUAUGUUAUACAGUACCUUCCAAAAGUAUUAAUACCUCUGGUCAAAAUAUUUUGUUGGAUUUUUAUGUGAUAGAUCAACAAUAAGAUGUCCAUAACUGUGAAAGGGAAUAAAAUGCUGCACAAUAAUAAUAAUACUUUUUUCUUUUUUCAAAUAAACAUUGUUAUGUUUAUUUGAAAACAUAAAAAUGUUGACCCUGUCUCAGGUCUUUUGCAGCCUCCAACAGGCUUUCUUCCCAAACUGACCUGUCUUUAGCUCCCUCCAUCUUCCCUGUUGUGAAAAGAACAGCACUCCCACAGCAUGAUGCUGCCACCACCACGUGUCAUGUGGAGGAGUGUGUGUUCAGGAUAAUGUUGGUUCUUCAUCACACAACAUUUUGCAUGUAAGGCCAACAUAACUAAAAUCAAACACAGCAACAAUUUUAUAUCAGAACAAAGGAGGAUGUCUUGGUUGAAUAGCCCCUUUUAGCCCCUCUCCAAUUGUUUGAAAAUAAUAUGUAUUUUUCCUCAGACCUCACAAUUAUGUGCUACUUUGCAUUAAUCUAUCACAUAAAAUCCUAAUAAACUUCUCAAGGAUGUGGCUGUGAUGUGAUGAAAGGAUAAAAUAGGAUGAAUACAUUUGCGAGGCUCUGUAUGUUUUGAAACUUUGUGAUGGAGAACUUCAGGAUCAUGGCAUCGCGUGUGAAUGACGCAUCAACGCAGGAGCGUUUCUCAUUUUUUUGCUUUCAAAAAUGAGGCACACAGAGAGGACGAUCUGUCUGAAAUUGGGUGUCAUCACUAAAGUUCAUAAACGGUGACGGUGAUGCUCUGUACUGUUCACAUGCCAUGUCACAAUGUCUGACAGGAUUUCAGGAUUAAACAUGGGAAAAUGACGCUAUCAGUGUUUUUGUAUAGCGGACGAGGAAAGCGUUAAGGUGAGAUGGUCUGAGAUACGUGCUUGCAGAAGGUUUAAAAAUAAGACGCACAUGACUGAACUCUGAAUUGAUGCCAUCGCUGAUUUAAAACUGCCGUCUGUGCCUGUGAAGAAGCUAAAGGUCGGGAUGAAAAGUAGAGGGACUACUUUGAAAAGGGGAUGUGAAUCCAAAUUUUGCAUCUACUGUACUGAGAAGAAUAAGCGUGAUGGAUGGAUGUAAUGUAGACUGAUACAUCUACAUGUUUGCAAUAAAUGUUCAAAUGCAAGACACUGAAA
Messenger RNA from Poecilia reticulata (guppy), 8742 nucleotides. RefSeq names its product linkage group 1 C4orf54 homolog (gene lg1h4orf54). Lineage: Eukaryota; Metazoa; Chordata; Actinopteri; Cyprinodontiformes; Poeciliidae. The record is from RefSeq and is a predicted model, not a curated record.